AUUAUAUUUAUAUAGACGAAGCUCCGUAUAUGGCUUCAAAAGCUCAAAGCAGCAAGCAGAGCUUAAGCAAUGGCUUCAGUAACCCUUCUUGAGAUCUUCUUAGCAAUCAUUAGCUUUGUGGUUGUUCGCGUUUUGCUCAACAAAAAUGGCCAACCCAUAUAUUGGCCAGUCGUCGGAAUGCUGCCGGACACUCUCUUCCACCUUCACCGAGCUCACGAGAGGUUCACAGAAGUCAUUGAGCGAAGUGGCCAUACUUUCUUCUACCUAGGCCCUUGGUUUUCCAGAGUAAAAUUGUUAGGCACAGUUGAUCCAGCCAAUGUCCACUACAUAAUGAGCUCAAACUUCUCAAAUUUCCCUAAAGGACCCGAGUUUUCCAAGAUUUUUGACGUUCUGGGAACUGGGAUUUUCAAUUCGGAUUCUGAAUGGUGGAAGAACCAGAGAAAACUCGCUCAGGCUUUGAUUAAUCAUCGGCGGUUUCAUCAGUUUUUGGUGAAGACCAGCCGGGAGAUGGUGGAGAAAGGGCUAGUUCCAGUCCUUGAUCAUGUUGCUGAACAAGGAUCAGUGGUGGACAUGCAAGAUUUGUUUCAGAGAUUCACAUUCGAUAUCACAUGCAUAUUGGUUACUGGCUACAACCCAAGAUGCCUGUCCAUUGAUUUCCCAGAAGUAGAAUUCUCCAAGGCCAUGGAUGAUGCUGAAGAAACUUUGUUUUUCAGGCACUUAACGCCUGAAUGGUUCUGGAAGUUGCAGAGAAUUCUUGGAAUCGGACAAGAGAGGAAAAUGAAAAAAGCUUGGAAAACACUGGAUCGUACAUCAGCAGAAUACAUCUCCAGAAAAAGAAAACAACUCAACAAUCAAUCACCCUUCUCAUCAGACGACAGAUCAGAGGGUGUUGAUUUGUUAACAUCGUACAUGACAGAGACCCAAAUCAUGGGAUCAAAACCAAACGACAAAUUUCUACGAGAUACCAUAGUAAAUUUUCUCCUUGCAGGAAGAGACACCACAAGCUCAGCUCUGACAUGGUUCUUAUGGCUGAUCUCCAAGAAUCCGCAAGCAGAAACCAAGAUAAGAGAGGAGCUUAAAGCAAGUUUACCAGAAACAGAAGCAGAAACCUGGCGAAUAUUCAAUCCAGAGGAGCUAAACAAGCUUGUUUAUCUUCAUGGAGCCAUCUGUGAAGCUCUAAGGCUGUAUCCACCAGUUCCAUUUCAGCACAAGGCUCCUCUCCACGAAGAUUUGCUUCCAAGUGGGCACAGAGUGAAUCCUGAAAUGAAGAUAGUUCUCUGUUUGUAUUCAAUGGGGAGGAUGGAAUCCAUCUGGGGAAAAGACUGCUUGGAAUUCAAGCCUGAAAGGUGGAUUACAGAAGGAGCAAAGAUCAGGCAUGAGCCGUCGUACAAGUUUCUAGCUUUCAAUGCCGGACCGAGAACUUGCCUGGGGAAAGAAAUGGCUUUCAUUCAGAUGAAGACAGUGGCGGCGGCUAUAAUCCAUAACUACAAGGUUCAGGUGGUGGAAGAUCAUCCUGUGUCUCCAAAUAUCUCCAUUAUUCUUCAGAUGAAACAUGGAUUGAAGGUCAGGAUUAGCAGGAGAUGGAUUUGAAUUAUUGUUUAUUAAUUUUAUUUUAUGUUUUUACUACUGAGUUUUUGAUAUUGAAUGAUUCAUGUCAAAAACAUAUUACUCCAACAAGCAAGUAAUAAUUUUUAUAAUUAAAAAAAUAGCAAAUUUAAUUUUAAAGCUUAUUUUGAGGAGGCACUUAUUAAAAAUCCUCAUGAAAACAGAUGAACAACAAUGAAUAUAUGAAUAUAAUAAGGGGAUUUAGU
This is a messenger RNA of Manihot esculenta (cassava), 1811 nucleotides long. RefSeq names its product alkane hydroxylase MAH1. Lineage: Eukaryota; Viridiplantae; Streptophyta; Magnoliopsida; Malpighiales; Euphorbiaceae. Gene Ontology annotation, molecular function: monooxygenase activity; heme binding; iron ion binding. The transcript has a single exon. The record is from RefSeq and is a predicted model, not a curated record. The coding region runs from base 70 to 1590 and encodes 506 amino acids.